AUGCCUUCAGCCGAACCAGGUUUGAGGGCUGACUACCCUAAUCGUGAUGAUCGUUAUACUUUACGUCAAGACGAUCCCAGAAGAAAUAACGCCGAUUUGUCAGAGGGCGACGAUUUAGAGAGAUUUGACACUCGUAAAACUGAAGGCGGAUACGGUGAAGCCGAAGGCAACGCAGUUGAUAUUGACAAUGCUAUUGAACAAUAUCAAUCAGUACGCAGAGAAAUGACAGCUCAAUCGCGUAGAAAAUCAGCCGCAACACUUCCUGCUGCUGACGUUGAAAAGGGAGAUCAGCAAGAUUUUGAUUUGACAGAAUACCUUACCGAGCAAAAUUCGCAAAUUAUGGCUGCAGGUCUGAAACCGAAAAAUAUGGGCGUUAUUUGGAAAAAUUUGGUUGUGAAAGGUCUAGGUGCUGAUGCCAAAGUUAUCUCCACCAAUUUAUCCUGUCUUAUUCCUGUGCUUAAAUUCUGGAGAUGGGGCAAGCACGAAGGUCAUGAUUUAACCAUUCUGAAAGAAAACAAUGGUUUCUGUAAGUCUGGUGAAAUGCUUUUAGUUCUUGGUCGUCCCGGUGCCGGUUGUACUACUUUACUUCGUGUUCUUGCUAAUAUGCGUGCGUCUUACACGGAUAUUCAAGGUACUGUUACUUAUGGCGGUAUAGAGGCUGAGGAAUUUGGCAAGCAUUUCCGUGGUGAAGUCUGUUAUAAUGAAGAAGAAGAUCUUCAUUAUCCCACUUUAACAACUCGCCAAACCUUACGUUUCGCUUUGAAGAAUAAAACGCCUGGUAAAAGACUCCCUGGAGAAAGUAAGAGCGAGUUCAUCGAUAACGUUCUUUACAUGUUGGGUAAUAUGCUUGGUUUGACAAAGCAAAUGAACACAAUGGUUGGUAAUGCUUUCAUUCGUGGUCUCUCCGGUGGUGAACGUAAGCGUUUAUCCAUUGCUGAACAAAUGACUACUCGUAGUUCUAUCAACUGUUGGGAUUGUUCUACUCGUGGUUUGGACGCCUCUUCUGCUCUUGAUUAUGUUCGUUCGCUUCGUAUUAUGACUGAUAUUCUUCACAAGACUACAAUCUCCACUUUAUAUCAGGCUUCUGAUAGUAUUUUCCAUCUUUUCGAUAAAGUUAUGGUUUUGGAUGAAGGACGUUGUAUUUACUUUGGUCCCACAGCUACAGCCAAGCAAUUCUUUGUUGACAUGGGUUUCCAUUGUCCUGACCGUAAAUCCACUCCUGAUUUCUUGACUGGUCUUUGUAAUCAAAAUGAACGUGAGGUCCGUGAUGGUUUCGACGGAAAGGUGCCUAUAAAUUCUGUCCAAUUUGAAAACGUUUACAAGAAUUCUGAACUUUACCAACAAAUGAUGGAAGAGCAACGUGCUUAUGAAGAAGAAAUUAAUCGUGAUAAACCACAAGAAGCUUUCAGACAAGCCUUCCAUGACGCUCAUCAAAAAUAUGCUCCCAAACAGUCUCCUUUCCUUGCUUCCUACACUGAACAACUCAAGUCCCUUACUAUCCGUCAAUUCGAACUUGUUAUGGGUGAUCGUGGCUCUCUUAUUUCCCGUUACGGUGGUGUCAUCAUUAAGGGUCUUAUUACUGCUUCCGUAUUUUUCAAAAUGCCUGUUACAGCUAGCGGUGCCUUCUCCCGUGGUGGUUCUAUUCUUUUCUGUUUACUGUUCAAUGCUUUGAUCGCCCAAUCUGAAUUGUCAGCUUUCAUGCAAGGUCGUCGUGUAUUGGAAAAGCAUAAACAUUAUGCGUUAUACCAUCCUUCUGCCUACUAUCUUGCUACUGUUAUUGUUGAUAUACCUUUGGCCCUCAUUCAAGUCAUCAUUUUUGAACUCUGUGUCUAUUUCAUGAUGGGUUUAGAAGUUGAAGCAGGACGAUUCUUUACUUUCUUCAUUAUAACGGUCGUGACCAACUUAUGUAUGAAUGGUUUCUUCCGUUUUUGGGGUGCCAUCAGUCCUAAUUUCUUCACUGCCUCGCAAUUGUCCAGUAUUUUUUUGAUUGCUGCUUUAAUUUACUCUGGUUAUCAAAUUCCUUACAACAAAAUGCAUCCUUGGUUGUUCUGGAUCUAUUGGAUCAACCCUCUCGCUUAUGGUUACAAAGCUUUGAUUUCUAAUGAAAUGAGAGGAUUGCACUUCAGUUGUGAAGGCAUAAACUCUGUCCCUAACGGCCCAACUUACACUGAUGAACGUUACAAGACCUGUAUUCUUCCUGGUGCUAACCCCGGUGUGAAUUACAUUCUAGGUGAUGAUUAUUUGGAGUACAACUAUGGUUUUUCUGUCUGGCAACGUUGGAUCGACUUUGUUGCUGUUAUUCUAUUCUUCUUUUUCUUUACAAUUCUCACCUGUCUUGCUAUGGAAUACGUUGAUCUUCAAAAGGAAGGUUCUAUUACCAAGGUCUACAAGAAGGGUUGUGCUCCCAAGGAAGAAGACGAAGAAAAAAUGUUGAAUCAAACUCAAACUAUCCAAGAUCAAGAAAUGGAAGCUGUUACUGAAGGUACUACUUUCUCUUGGCAUCACAUUAAUUAUACUGUUCCUGUGAAAGGCGGCACUCGUCAACUAUUGAAUGAUGUUGGUGGUAUUGUCAAGCCUGGUAAUCUCACUGCGCUUAUGGGUUCUUCUGGUGCGGGUAAGACUACUCUUCUGGAUGUUUUGGCUCAAAGAAAGACAAUUGGUAAAAUCGAAGGUAGUAUUCUUUUGAAUGGUGAGCCACUUGGUAACGACUUUGAACGUAUUACUGGCUACUGUGAACAAAUGGAUGUCCAUAAUCCUAAUGCCACUGUUCGUGAAGCUCUCCGUUUCUCAGCUUACCUUCGUCAACCUGCUGAGGUUCCCAAGGAAGAAAAAGAUACUUAUGUUGAUCAAAUUAUCGAACUGUUGGAAAUGCAAAAGAUUGCUGAUGCCCUUGUCGGUGAUCUAGAAGCCGGUGUUGGUAUCUCUGUCGAAGAACGUAAACGUUUAACCAUUGCUACUGAAUUAGUUGGCAAGCCUAAGCUUCUCUUCUUGGAUGAACCUACCUCUGGUCUUGACGCUCAAAGUUCUUUCAACAUUAUUCGUUUCAUUCGUAAACUUGCUGACUCUGGCUGGCCAGUUCUGUGUACUAUUCAUCAACCUUCUGCCACUUUAUUCGAACAUUUUGAUCAUCUUUUGCUGUUGAUGCGUGGUGGUCGUACCGCUUACUUUGGUGAAAUUGGUGAAAAUUGUCGUACUAUGAUUGAUUACUUCGAAUCGAAUGGUGGCCCCAAGUGUUCUCCCAAUGCCAACCCCGCCGAAUACAUUUUGGAAUGCGUUGGUGCUGGAACUGCUUCUAAGGUUACUCAGGAUUGGGCUGAUAUUUGGGCUAAUUCUGCUCAAGCCAAGGCUCUUGAAGAAGAAUUGCAGGAAGUUGAUGCCGCUGUUGAUCCUCACCACAAACGUCAUGCCUCUACCUAUGCCCUUUCUUUCUUCCAACAAUUGAAACUUGUCUACAUGCGUAUGAACAUCUCUUGGUGGCGUUGUCCCACCUAUAAUAUGGGUCGUCUCUUCAAUGUCGUUUUCAUCGGUCUCAUCUCUGGUUUCUCUUUCUGGAAGCUUGGUAAUGCACCUUCUGAUAUGCAAAACCGUAUGUUCUCCGUUUUCACUACCCUUUUGAUGAGUAAUGCUAUGAUUAUUUUGGUUCAACCUCGUUUCAUGCAAGAAAGAUUGUGGUUCCGUCGUGAACAUGCCAGUAAAUACUAUGGCUGGGCACCUUUCGCUCUCUCGUGUUUGUUGGUUGAAAUUCCUUAUCUGAUCGUCUUCGGUACCAUUUUCUUAUUCUGUUUCUACUGGACAGCUGGUUUAGAGAAUACCUCUGAUCGCGUUGGUUUCUUCUACAUCCAUUUCAUCGUAUUCUUAUGCUACUCUGUCUUCCUUGGUUUCAACAUUGCCGCGUUCUCUUCUACACCUCCUAUGGCUGCCGUCAUCAAUCCUUUCUUCACCUCCAUCUUGAUUUUGUUCGCUGGUAUCAUGCAGCCUCCGAGUGGUAUGCCACAUUUCUGGAGUUCGUGGAUGUACUGGCUGGAUCCAUACCAUUAUGUGAUUGAAGGUCUGGUCGUCAAUUUAAUGGAUGGUGUUGAAGUUCGCUGUACCAAUGAUGAAUACCUUCACUUGUAUGCUCCUCCUGGACAAACCUGUGGUGAAUACAUGCAAACUUACUUUGAGAAUGGAGGUACCGGUUACCUCGACAACCCCAACGCUACUGGUUUAUGUAACUAUUGUCAAUACUCCAAAGGUAGCGAUUACUACGAAUUGAGGCUCGGUUGGAACAUCAACAACAGAUGGCGUAACUUUGGUAUUGUGUGUGCUUACACUGUAUUUAACUGUAUGCUAUUUUGCUUCUUUGUCUAUGUAUUCAGAAAGCAAAAACGUUAA
Messenger RNA from Mycotypha africana, 4374 nucleotides. Its product is annotated as ABC-2 type transporter-domain-containing protein. The transcript has 3 exons. Gene Ontology annotation, molecular function: ATP binding; ABC-type transporter activity; ATP hydrolysis activity. Lineage: Eukaryota; Fungi; Mucoromycota; Mucoromycetes; Mucorales; Mycotyphaceae. Gene Ontology annotation, cellular component: membrane. The coding region runs from base 1 to 4374 and encodes 1457 amino acids. Gene Ontology annotation, biological process: transmembrane transport. The record is from RefSeq and is a predicted model, not a curated record.